AUGUUCAGAUCACUAAGUAGAACAUUGCCCAGAAUCAUCAGAAGCAACAGCAAUAAUACUAUUUCAAUAAAAGUGCUAUCAAAAAACGCCAACCUAAUAAAUCCAAUCAGAUCAUCACCAUAUCUCUCAUCAAAAAGAUCAUUAUUCAUCCAAACAUCAGAAACUCCCAAUGAUCAAGCAUUAAAAUUUCUUCCAUCAAUGCAGAUUCUAGGUGAGAAUGAAACAGUAGAGUUUUUAAGUGGAAGGGAAGCUCAUUCAUCACCAUUAGCCGUUAAAUUAUUUAGUAUAGAUGGUAUAAAAACAAUCAUGUUUGGUUCAAAUUUCAUUACGGUGGAGAAAACUCCCGAAUACGAAUGGUCAAUACUUAAACCUGAAAUAUUUUCAAUACUUACUGAAUUUUUAACAAACGGAGAACCAAUAAUUAACGAGACUGAACUAAGUGACGAUUUAAAAUUAAAUGAAGAAGAUGAUGAAGUAGUAUCAAUGAUAAAAGAAUUAAUAUUUACAAGAAUAAGACCAGCAAUUCAAGACGACGGUGGAGAUAUAGAAUUUAUUAAAUUUGAUGAAGAUACAGGAACAGUUUACUUAAAGUUAAAAGGAGCUUGUAGAUCUUGUGAUUCAAGUUCGAUAACUUUGAAAAAUGGAAUUGAAAGUAUGCUUAAGCAUUAUAUUGAAGAAGUUGAAGCUGUUGAACCUAUUGAUGACAUCGAAGAAGAAGAAACACCAAGUUUGGGGUUUGAGUCUAAGGUUUUGCCUAGGAAGAGAGAUGAAGUUGCUGCUGAUGGCCCACCUACUUUAUAG
Molecule: messenger RNA, 801 nt
Organism: Lodderomyces jiufengensis
Lineage: Eukaryota; Fungi; Ascomycota; Pichiomycetes; Serinales; Debaryomycetaceae
Exons: 1
Coding region: 1-801 (266 amino acids)
Biological process (GO): iron-sulfur cluster assembly
Cellular component (GO): mitochondrion
Molecular function (GO): iron ion binding; iron-sulfur cluster binding
Source: RefSeq, a predicted model, not a curated record